UUUCGAAGCAGACCCCUCCCAUUUGCAGCUAUAUAAUCAGUGGUUAGGGUUUUUCAUUGAAACCCUUGAACGGGGAGCCGUCGAUGCGAAGCAGAGCAGGUUGAAGGAGGAAGAGGAGGAUGUCUCACAGGAAGUUUGAGCACCCAAGGCACGGGUCCCUUGGUUUCCUCCCAAGGAAGCGAGCUUCUCGCCACCGUGGAAAGGUGAAGUCCUUCCCCAAGGAUGACCCAACAAAGCCUUGCAAGCUCACCGCAUUCCUUGGUUACAAGGCUGGAAUGACUCAUAUUGUCCGUGAGGUGGAGAAGCCUGGAUCAAAGCUUCACAAGAAGGAGACAUGUGAGGCUGUUACAAUUAUUGAAACUCCUCCCUUGGUUGUCGUUGGGGUGGUUGGCUACGUGAAGACUCCACGUGGUCUUCGGUCUCUCAACACUGUAUGGGCUCAGCAUUUGAGCGAGGAGGUCAGGAGGAGAUUCUACAAGAACUGGUACAGAUCCAAGAAGAAGGCCUUCACCAAAUAUUCAAAGAAGUAUGAAACUGAGGAUGGCAAGAAGGAGAUUCAGACUCAGCUUGAGAAGAUCAAGAAAUAUGCAAGUGUUGUCCGUGUGCUCGCCCACACUCAGAUCAGAAAGAUGAAGGGUUUGAAACAGAAGAAAGCCCAUCUCAUGGAGAUUCAAGUGAAUGGUGGAACUAUCGCGGAGAAAGUUGACUACGCUUACAGCUUCUUUGAGAAGCAAAUCCCAGUGGAUGCUGUUUUCCAAAAAGAUGAGAUGAUUGAUAUCAUUGGUGUGACCAAGGGUAAGGGUUACGAGGGUGUUGUCACUCGUUGGGGUGUCACCCGACUUCCUCGUAAGACUCACAGAGGUCUCCGCAAGGUUGCUUGUAUCGGUGCAUGGCAUCCUGCUAGGGUAUCUUUCACUGUUGCUCGUGCUGGUCAGAAUGGAUAUCACCACCGUACUGAGAUGAACAAGAAGGUCUACAAGCUUGGCAAGGCUGGAGAUGAGUCUCAUACUGCUGUGACUGAGUUUGAUAGGACUGAUAAGGAUAUUACUCCUAUGGGAGGGUUCCCUCACUAUGGUGUUGUGAAGGAUGACUAUAUUUUGAUCAAGGGUUGCUGUGUUGGGCCCAAAAAGAGAGUUGUCACUCUUCGCCAGUCCCUGUUGAAACAGACCUCUCGAUUGGCUCUUGAGGAAAUCAAGCUCAAGUUCAUCGACACUUCAUCCAAGUUUGGGCACGGUCGCUUCCAGACUACGGAGGAGAAGCAGAAGUUUUAUGGAAGGCUCAAGGCUUAGGCAGUGCAUUUGGAUCAGGAUGCUUCCAGAUAGAACCAGUUUUGUUGUUUGAGAUACUUGAAUCUGAGACUCCUUAGUUUCCUAGUCUUUGUUUGAUGCUAUUAAUCCCUUUUCUUGCUGGAUGUGGAUUAUGCUACCUUUGAGCUUGCUCAUGAAGAGUUUAUUUGGGAAAUUUGAACUAAUAGUUAUGUGGCUUCCUCAAA
This is a messenger RNA of Asparagus officinalis (garden asparagus), 1492 nucleotides long. Its product is annotated as 60S ribosomal protein L3-like. Gene Ontology annotation, biological process: ribosomal large subunit assembly; translation. The transcript is spliced from 8 exons. NCBI's taxonomy places the organism in Eukaryota, Viridiplantae, Streptophyta, Magnoliopsida, Asparagales, Asparagaceae. The coding region runs from base 120 to 1289 and encodes 389 amino acids. Gene Ontology annotation, molecular function: structural constituent of ribosome; RNA binding. The record is from RefSeq and is a predicted model, not a curated record. Gene Ontology annotation, cellular component: cytosolic large ribosomal subunit; ribosome.